Molecule: messenger RNA, 1302 nt
Organism: Brugia malayi
Lineage: Eukaryota; Metazoa; Nematoda; Chromadorea; Rhabditida; Onchocercidae
Gene: Bma-daz-1
Product: DAZ protein 1., putative
Exons: 9
Coding region: 1-1302 (433 amino acids)
Molecular function (GO): RNA binding
Source: RefSeq, a predicted model, not a curated record
AUGAGCCCAGCUUUCGCAACGACUUUGGCAUAUGAUCCUAGCGGUAAUCCAUAUCAAAUGGCAUAUCCGACGGGUGCAACAAUUUACCCGGCUGCGACCACACCCUUUCCAGUUGCUGCUGCAGCUGAUCCUCGUACGUUUGAGAUGAUACCGCAUCGGAUUUUUGUUGGUGGAUUUCCAGCCACUACUACGGAACUUGAUUUGCGUUUGUUUUUCGAAAAAUUUGGUCACGUUCGUGAAGCAAAAGUAAUUCGUAGCAGUGAGGGAACAUCCAAGGGAUAUGGUUUCAUAACGUUUGAUACAGAGGAUGAAGCAAAAACUGUCAUGCAAAUUAGCGCGAACCAAGAAGCGGAAAAACUUGAAUUCAAAGGGCGUCGAUUAAAUCUUGGACCGGCUAUUCGCCGUAUGAUUCAUGGUCCGCGUUUUACACCAGAGUAUGCUAUCGCAACACCAACGGGACAACUGCUGACAACAUCAGCAUUUGGAGGGGUUACCUAUGCAAUCUCACAGUCACCAUUUGUUGUGAUGCCGCCACCAAAUCAAGUGCAACCAUUUGUCUACUCGCCAGUUUCUACUGUUGCACCAGCACAAUACACACUCUCGAAUACUGAUGCAGGAAAUAAUAGGGCGCAGCAAUUCGUUGCAAACAACGGUACAGCACCGGUGGUGCUUGUACCAAAUAGUGGUAAUACGGUGAGUCCUCAUGAUUCUCCACGUACGAACGCUAUAGGUGGACAACCGCAAGCAGUUAAUGGUUCGGUACAUAUUCCAGCUGCUGGACAACCACAACAGCAACAGCAGCAGGCAUAUGUAAGCAUGCAGCAAAUAGCACAAGUAACUACUCAACCACUUACACCGAUGACACCGUCGGUUGCUACACAGCGUGCAGCGCUCUUCCCACCAGCAGCUGCCUAUUAUGCUCCAACUGCGCCUGCUAACGAUAUGACUCAUUACUCUCAAAUGACAGCUCCAACAUAUUUCCUUGCUCCUGGUGGAUAUCAAACUAUUGAUGGGAACGGACAAACUGCUGCGAUGGCAAUUCCUGCACCAAAUCCGAUUCAGUUGGUGCCGCAGCCGAUAACACCACAAACUCCACAACCAUGUUUCUAUGAGGAAAGCAUGAUUGGUGGUUGGCAAAAUCCAGUCGAAAUUCGUUCUACAAGCACCCCUCGACGUAGCCCGAUGAAGUCGGUCGUGUCACUUUCAAGUCAACUUGGUCAAGUUAAUCUGCAACAGUACGAACGCAAAGAAUGUCAACAAGGUGGAAAUGUCGCAGCUCCUACUAACAAGCAGUUUCCAUGA